AUCGGCCGCUUGGCGUGUGUCCGUCCGGCCGAAGCCCGGGAUCUUCGAUGGCGGGGGCUGCAGACAGCGCUGGUUGCAGCGCCCCCGGGGCCGCUCCUGCUGACAUCCGGAUGGCGCGGACGCCCCGCGAGGAAGACUUUUCAACGUCCCUGAGGGAGAGGAUUGCUCUGCGGUCGACCUCUGUUGAUCCACGCAGGAGCCUCGCACGCGUCGGGGGCGAUGCGUCGCCGUCGCGGGGCGCGGAGGGGUGGGAGAUGGGGAGUGGGAGGAAGCGGCGGGGCGCGGAGGCGGCCGGCGACGAGGACUUCAUCCUGUUCCUAGAGGCGUUCCUGGCGGACGACGGCGGGCAGUGGCUGCACCGGCGGGGCGGGGCGGGCGCCUGGAGGGAGGGCGACUUCCGAGGCGGCGAUUCGGCUCACAAAUCGGGGAUGCCGAAGUCAGCCGGAGUCGGCGGCAGGUUCCUCGGCCAUCGCAAGCGCCAGAGACCGCUCGGAGACGUCAGCAACCUCCUGGCCGCGUCGCAGCCCGGCAGGGCGUCCGACUGGAGCCGCUGGCCGGCCGCCGCGAUGCUGGACGACGGCCGCACGCCAAGCCCUAGCGUUGUCCCCGGACGACACAAUACGACAAACCCACCAACUUGCCCGGAUGCAGGGGAAGGAGAGAGACGCGUGGGGGGAGCCCCAGACGCCCGGGGCUGCGUCCGGACGAUCAGUCACAGGCAUCGGCGGGGCUGCGAUUCCGAUCGCGGAUGGGAGCCGGACGGGUGGGACGUCCGCCGGAUGGGCGCAUUGCCGCCCGGCGAAGCGGCGAUCGACGCCCUGUCGUCGAGGAUGUCUCGCCUGAUGUCGGACUCGGGCGCCCUGUCGACAAGCUCCGGACGGUUCGGCUCCCAGGCGAGCCCUUCCGCGCGCCCGGAAUUGAGGGCGGGCAUCUGCCUGGCUCUGAGCGCCAACGAUGGCGCGGUUGAGAUGGAGUGUGACGUGUGCAAUGUACUGGAGGCAGCAAGCAAGGCAGGAAGCCCAUGUGGGAAUGGGUGGUCUCAGGAGGGUAAGGUGUAG
Molecule: messenger RNA, 1058 nt
Organism: Ostreobium quekettii
Lineage: Eukaryota; Viridiplantae; Chlorophyta; Ulvophyceae; Bryopsidales; Ostreobiaceae
Source: the annotation of a GenBank genome assembly